Molecule: messenger RNA, 1179 nt
Organism: Penicillium daleae
Lineage: Eukaryota; Fungi; Ascomycota; Eurotiomycetes; Eurotiales; Aspergillaceae
Product: SGNH/GDSL hydrolase family protein
Exons: 10
Coding region: 1-1179 (392 amino acids)
Molecular function (GO): carboxylic ester hydrolase activity
Source: RefSeq, a predicted model, not a curated record
AUGCGGGUUGCACUUUUGGGUAUUCUUGUUUCGGCUUUGCAAGUGGCCGGGACCAUAUUGGACAACGGUCACCCCAGAGAGAAUCCGUACCCCGGACAAGCGCCCAAGAUCUCCCUCGACGAUACUUGGAAUAUUUACGGUGCUGAUGUACCGGAAAUCGCCUACAAGGGGCGAUGGGAUAGCAAGCAUGUCUCUUGGUGGUCGGCACCUGGAAUCAAAGUGGAGUUUACCGGAGGCAAGGGUAUUAACAUUUCUCAGCUUGCUGUGAGCUUUGGUCCCAGUACCUCAGAUGGUGUCCUCGUCGCCUAUAGACUCGGAUCGCUUGAUUGGCAAUUCUCCAAUGUUACCGCCGACGCAACGUACCAGUUUGUCGGCGACUGGUCAGAGUUAAGCGAUGAAGAAAUCCGUGAGAAGAAGAUCUUCGAGAUGCGAGCCCAAAUAGCCGGUGUUGCUACCGCGGGCAACGCAGAGCUUACAGUACCUCCCAGUCUUGCUUCUGGGCAAUUCGCAACAUAUGAGACUAUGUCAUCCUGGGCGUAUCUCUUUGUGGCUGGGCUAGGCAAUGUCGAAUACUCCAUUACAGCCUACGCAGGAGCAUGCUUGACCGACAAGGCAUGCUAUGGUGGUGGUGCUCGCGGCAUGACAUGGUACUGGCACCAAGCGGCUGACCCCGGCAGUCGCGCACACGAAUUCUAUGGCGACGAGCCUGAGGGCUGGGACGUCAACGCAGAACAACCCGCCGACCUAGUGCUAAUCCAAAUGGGCGGCAACGACCACCGCCACCCGAACGAGAUUCCCGGCAAGGACUUCUACCAUGCAUACGUCGACUUGAUCGAAGACAUUCACCGUUCUUGGCCGCACGCUGUAGUCCUGAUUGUUUCACAAUGGGGCUAUUUCGCCAAGAAGGGAAUGACCUACCAAGUAGACCAGAUCUACGAAGAAGAGGGCAAGAAAGUGCAUGAGCAUUUCAAGGACCUCGGCUUUGUGUAUUAUUUCGAUACUACUGGUCUCUUGCAGCACAACGAUAUUGGUCCCAAAGCUCACCCGACCGAUGUUGGCCAUGUCAAGUUGGCAAGUCACUUGCUGCAGUGGGUGAAACUUGUGUUGCGGUGGAAACUUGAGCCGAUGGGAGAAGUUCAGCAUGGAACUCUUUCCUGGAAUGAUCAGGAGGGUUACUAG